AUGGCGAUCGGAACUGUUUUACUGAUGGUGGCCAUAGUUUCAUGCUUAUCCUCAUUUGCAAACGCCGCCCAGGGACUCGCCGUUUACUACCCGCCCCGCAACAACAACUACCUCCCAUCCAAGUGCUAUGGGUAUCAAGAUAAUGGGUGGAUGGUGGCGGGAGUGAGUGAUGCGCUUUGGAACAAUGGCGCAGCCUGUGGGAGGAGGUACAGAGUGCGAUGCAUCGGAGGAGCCAACGCCGCUCCACAUCCUUGCAAAGCCGGUAGCGUGGUUGUUAAAGUCGUAGAUUACUGUAGAUCAGUUUGUUAUGGAGAUAUCAAUCUUUCCCAAUAUGCUUUCUCCCAGAUUGCUGAUGUUAAUGCUGGAAAAGGUUUGAAGUUUGAAGCUUUUCUAUUUGGAGAGGAGAAGAUGUUUAUUAAGCAUUAA
Carica papaya (papaya) is the source of this 426-nucleotide messenger RNA. NCBI's taxonomy places the organism in Eukaryota, Viridiplantae, Streptophyta, Magnoliopsida, Brassicales, Caricaceae. The record is from RefSeq and is a predicted model, not a curated record.